Molecule: messenger RNA, 2099 nt
Organism: Spirodela intermedia
Lineage: Eukaryota; Viridiplantae; Streptophyta; Magnoliopsida; Alismatales; Araceae
Source: the annotation of a GenBank genome assembly
AUGAAUGGAGAGCUUCAUUCACCUAACUACGACAACUCCACCAUCACCAUCUUCUUCCACUUUCCGUCGACAUUUUACGGUCCUCCGCGCAACUGGGUUUCACGUUCCAUUUUCUUUGGCUUUUGCUCCCUCUCUAAACAGGAUCUCUUUAUGGCCAGCACGGACACGACGUCUGUCACCAUAGAAUGGGCCUUGGCGGAGCUGCUAAACAACCCGGCGGCCGUCCUGAAGGAUGCAAGGCGAGAGAUCGACUCGGUGGUCGGGGUAUCCAGGUUGGUGGAAGAGUCCGACAUUCCAAGCGUGAUCUUUCUCCCGUCGAUCGUCAAAGAGACCCUCAGGCUCCACCCUGCCGUUCAGGGGCUACGACAUGCGCCGGGAACGUGGAUCGAGAUCAAUGUUGGUAGAUUGGCAGAGACCCGACCCACUGGGAGAACCCGCUGGAGUUCCGGCCGGAGAGGUUCACGGCCAAAGGGCGGAGCUUCGGUGUUGACGUCAAGGGGAAGCACUACCAUUUCUUGCCCUUUGGCAGCGGCAGGAGGAGGUGCCCCGGUAUAUCCCUGGCGAACGUGAUACACUGCUUCGACCUGAGUGUCGAGGGCGGGGCGGUGGACAUGACGGAGGGACAUGGGGGGUCAUUGCAUAGGGCUCACCCGAUGGUUUGUACACCCAAGGUCCGGAUAACUCUCCUCCUUUCAACACCGGUCAUCAGCACCAGCACCGGGGACGAGGCUUCCUUUUAAUAUGAUCGUCACUGAGUGUUGAAUCUGGAUAUCCGGUCAACUACGUCCGGUUGACAUAAAAGGGAUCGGUCCAAAGUCGAGAAUAACGGCGUUCUAUUAUCUCAUAUAAAUUCGAGUGCUAGGCUAUACUUAUUACCUAUGUAACGUAUGUGAUUUUCUUGUUCUGAAAGCAACUCUAUCACAUUUAUGAGUGACAUUGUGACUCCUGAAGGAAGUAUUGUAUCACAUGCCGACGUCCUGAGUUUGUGGAUGAUCUUCAAGGGUUGAUAUCGCUAUCUUUGUUUUUUUCUGGUUUACACGUCAAGAUCAUUGCCUUAACGAGAAAUAACAUGUUAACGUUCAGGCAGGCAGGCAGGCAGGCAGGCAGGCAGGCUUUUACACUUAAACCUAUGAGAUUCUAACUUGAUUGUUUAACGUUCAAGUCCUUCUAUCUCAACGUGGGUUUAAUGGAUGAAUUUAUUUGUUGACUUAGUAUCACAGUUACCUUAUAGAUCUUGUUACCUUUCCAGGCCAUCUGGGCUGUUCCUCCCCAAUUUUAAUAGUCUGAGUUCUCAUAGUCUGCCUUAGACCUUUCAGGUCUGACUUCUUACCCAAUACAGAGCACCUCCUAGGUCAAAUAGCUUCAUAACCCCUUUAACUUUUUUGUAGAACCUGAAAUUUUCCAUUUUCUUACAAAACUUUGCAACUGUGAGAAAGAAUAUACAAAUACAUGCUCUGUUGGUAUAUCCUAAUCUAAGUGAUGAUAAUCUUUCAACACUGUAAUGGUUAGUGAUUGUCAGAGAAGGCGCCGGCAAUAGCAAGAGAGCCAUUAGGUAGGGAGAGAGGAGCCAUUAGGUAAAGGCCAAAUUUUGUGAUAGAUUAAUUUGUGAAUGGAUAUAGAGUUUUCUAACAGUAGAGUCAUAGCCGAAACUGGAUACAACUCACUAGUGAAUAGAAAAGAUGUAAUUAUAAAAAUAAAAAAUAGUAUAUACAUAAAAAAAGAAAAGUUAUGGUAUAAUUAUAAUCUCUCAUUUUCUGACAUUCCCCCUCAAGAUGGUGAAUAGAUGUUGUCCAAUCUUAGAUUGGGUGUGAGCUUCUGACGUUCUAGUUCACCUAAUCCUUUCAUAAGAAUAUCUAUCAGUUGUUCAAAAGCUUGAGAUAUAUGGUGUGCAAAUGAUGUCACUAUCGAGUUUUUCCUCGAUGAAGUUUCAAUCAAUCUCAAUAUUCUUAGUUCUACAACCUAAUCAACCCUGUCAUUUAAUUCUAAGGUCCUCUAAGAUUCCUUUUACCCACACACACACACACACAUAGAGAGAGAGAGAGAGAGAGAGAGAGAGAGAGAGAGAGAGAGAGAGAGAUGUUGGUUGGUCACAUAAGUAG